AGUUAUUUUCCUUCUUAUCAAAUAUCUUAAUCUUUUAUCUUUCCAUAAUGAGAUUACAUUUAAUAUUUUAAAUAUGCUUAUAUUAACAAAGUUGAUUUUAUCUUGUUCAUAAACAGAUUACAUUGUUACUUUGGAAUAUCGUUACCAAAUGAUGAAACCAACAAGUGAAACGAAAGUUCUUGCCUCCAAAACCGUCACUUCAGAGCCAGAACCUACAGAAAAAGGGAUCCUGAGUGAGACGGAAAGUAAUGUCACGACAGAAUUACCAACUCAAGAUGUUCGAAAUAUACCGGAGAAAGCAAAAAAGGAAAUUUAUGUCAAAGCGGAAUUACCACUUCAAGAUACCGUAAAAAAGGAUGUUAAAGACACGUCGGUGAAUUCAAAAAAAGAAAGCAUUAAAAAUAGAAAUUGUUUUUAUAAAAAAGAUAAGGCAGUUCAAAUAAGUAGAGGAGAGUUGAUUCAAAUCGAAAUAGAAGAUUUACUCUCUGAACCUGAUCCAAGCGAGAAUUAUUGGCAAGUACUAGCAGAAAGACGACGAAUAGCACUUCAUGACGCGCUAGAGGAAAAUAGAAAAUUACACGAACGCAUAGCAACAUUGCAGGAAGAAAAUCGUUUGUGUAACGAAAUGUUGAACGAAACACGGGCAUUAGUUGAAGUAUUACAAGAAAUGAUUGAAGAUGAUAGCAACGGCAUACACAAUUCAUUGGAAGAUAGUGCUCUUUAAUUUUAUAUUAUAUUUUCAAGAGUGAUCCAAAUAUUAUUUUUAUACAUUAACUCCAUAUUAGAUAAAAGCUUAAAAAAAAUUAAAGAUUAUUAAACAAAUUUGUAUAUACGUUAUGUUUAGAGUUUAAUGGUUUAAACAUUUAUUAAUAAUUUAAAUAAGUACAAUAAACGUUAUUCUUGCCUAAAUUAUUUAUAUUUUUCGAUUGUACUUAUUAUGCGUCUCUUUGUAAAUAUUAUUUGUAUAGCUAAGGAGAUUGUGUUAAUUUAAUAUAUUAUUAAAUAUAAAUAA
This is a messenger RNA of Polistes canadensis, 1012 nucleotides long. RefSeq lists its product as uncharacterized. Gene Ontology annotation, biological process: negative regulation of DNA replication; negative regulation of cell cycle. NCBI's taxonomy places the organism in Eukaryota, Metazoa, Arthropoda, Insecta, Hymenoptera, Vespidae. Bases 149 to 724 code for a protein of 191 amino acids. Gene Ontology annotation, cellular component: nucleus. The record is from RefSeq and is a predicted model, not a curated record. The transcript is spliced from 5 exons.